This is a messenger RNA of Cercospora beticola, 3136 nucleotides long. Its product is annotated as glycoside hydrolase family 35 protein. Gene Ontology annotation, biological process: carbohydrate metabolic process. Gene Ontology annotation, molecular function: beta-galactosidase activity. Lineage: Eukaryota; Fungi; Ascomycota; Dothideomycetes; Mycosphaerellales; Mycosphaerellaceae. Gene Ontology annotation, cellular component: vacuole. The record is from RefSeq and is a predicted model, not a curated record.
AUGUUGUUUGGCAAGCUAUGUCAGGCAGUCUUGCUGUCUGCUGCGGCAGUCCAGACUGCCGCCCUGGCAGUCGGCGGCAAGCCUAAUAUGCUCAUCAAGCCCUACAAAAGGAAUGAGCCUUUGCAAGAUAUCGUGACGUGGGACGAACACUCGCUUUUUGUCCAUGGCAAGCGUGUCUUGUUCUACUCGGGAGAGUUCCAUCCAUUCCGCCUACCGGUUCCAGGUCUGUGGCUAGACGUCUUCCAAAAGAUCCGAGCUCUCGGCUACAAUGGUGUCUCCGUCUACUGGGAUUGGGCACUACUUGAAGGCAAGCAAGGUGACUUCUCAGCUGAAGGAGUCUUUGCUUUGGAGCCCUUCUUUGCUGCUGCACAACAGGCUGGCAUCUACGUUCUUGCCCGACCAGGACCAUAUAUCAAUGCUGAGGUAGCAGGUGGAGGCUUUCCAGGCUGGCUAGCACGUAGCCCGGCAAAGCUCAGGACAAGAGAUCCGCGAUUCCUCGAAGCCACCGACAAUUAUGUUGCGAGCAUGUCGAGAAUCAUUUCGAGGGCGCAGAUCACCAACGGUGGGCCUGUCAUCUUGCUUCAGCCUGAGAAUGAGUACUCGCAGGCUGUGGAAGAUACGCCCGAGUUUCCUGACUCUGUAUAUUGGCAGUACAUCGAGGAUCAAUACAGAAAAAAUGGCAUCGUUGUACCGAUGAUCAGCAACGAUGCGUACCCACACGGCUACUUCGCACCCGGCCCUCCCCCUCUCUACAAUGCUACCAUCGACAUUUACGGACACGACAAUUAUCCCCUUGGCUUUGACUGCGCCAACCCGGAAGUCUGGCCCGAUAACGCCUUGCCUAGACAAUGGGGCGACUUGCAUCGCAACCAGAGCCCAAGUACACCGUAUUCAGUCAUUGAGUUCCAAGGCGGUGCCUUUGAUCCAUGGGGUGGCCUUGGGUUUGCACAAUGUGCCGAACUCGUCAACUCCGCAUACCAGAGAGUGUUCUACAAGAACAUGUACAGUUUCGGAGUCACCAUAUUCAAUAUUUACAUGACUUACGGCGGAACGAACUGGGGCAAUCUAGGCCAUCCCGGUGGCUAUACUUCCUACGACUACGGUGCCGUCAUCACCGAGGAGCGACUGGUAUCGAGGGAGAAAUACUCUCAGGCCAAGCUUCAAGCAAGUUUCCUCUCCGCCUCGCCGGCAUAUUUGACGGCUGUGGCUCAGGACAAUGAUUAUGCGAACGGUUCCUACACUGGGAAUGGCGACAUCGCUACAACGGCUUUGCUGGGUGACAAAACGAACUUCUAUGUUGUCAGACAUGCCUCUUAUAACACCAAUGAGUCAACAUCCUACAGCAUCACGCUUCCAACGAGUCAAGGCAACAUUACGAUUCCUCAACUGGACGGACAGCUGACAUUGAAUGGCCGGGACUCCAAGGUCUAUGUCACCGACUACGACGUUGGUGGACGCAACUUGCUUUACUCCACUGCCGAAAUUUUCACCUGGAAGGCGUACGGCAACCAGCGCGUUCUGGUGGUCUACACCGGGCCCAACGAGCUCAAUGAGCUAGCCUUCUCGGAUUGUGGGCAUGCGAGAUUGGUUGAAGGACCUGACGUGACAAUUCAGAACAAGAAUGGUGCGACUGUCCUGAGCUUCCAGACCAACCCCGAAAAGCGUGUUGUCAAUUUCGGUCGUGGCCUGACGCUUUACAUUCUCGACCGCAACAGCGCCUACAACUACUGGGUGGCGGACUCAGGUCCUACUCCCGACCCAUCUGCGCCUAUCAUUGAAGCUGGAUAUCUGAUUCGUAACGCGACUGUCGAAGGCGAUGCACUCCAUCUGGUCGGCGAUCUCAACACUACUACUCCCAUCAAAGUGAUCGGUGGCGCUCCGCGAGCACUUUCGAAGUUGACUUUCAACGGCAAGGAGAUCAACUUCAAGCAAUCCCGUGCUGGCGUUGUGUCUGCAACAGCCGAGUAUGAGAAGCCGAGCUAUACAGUACCUGACUUGGCUACUGCAGACUGGAAAGUACUCGACACGCUACCAGAAGUCCAAGAAAGCUAUGACGAUAGCCAGUGGCUAAAUGCAGACCUGACAUACAGCAACAACACUAAUCGAAAUCUUACGACUCCGACAUCGUUGUACGCGAGUGACUACGGGUACCACACUGGCACCUUGAUCUUCCGAGCACACUUUACUGCAUCAGGAAAUGAGUCUACUGUCUUCCUGUGGACUCAAGGUGGUUCCGCUUUCGGCCACUCUGUGUGGCUCGAUGGCACUUUCGUGGGUUCUUUCGUCGGCGCAGAUCUAUACAGCAAUACCAACGCCACAUACAACUUGCCUGCCACGACAGCUGGAAAAGACACCGUGUUGACGAUACUUCUGGACAACCAAGGGCUUGACCAGAAUGGUGAGGCUGGAGCGACGACCAUGAAGAGGCCUCGAGGAGUCCUGGACUUUGCUCUUGCUGGCCACCAGAAGUCUGACGUGAAAUGGAAAGUUCAAGGAAACCUUGGUGGCGAGUCGUACAGAGAUCGUGCACGUGGGCCUCGCAACGAAGGCGGACUUUACGCUGAACGACAAGGCUACCACCUUCCAGGCGCACCAAUCGACAGCUGGAAGUCAAGUGGCGGCCCAGCUGAAGGUCUCUCAGCCCCAGGUGUCGCGUUCUACGCCACAAACUUUGAUCUGGACUUCCCUGUCGGUUACGACAUUCCUCUCGCCUUCUCCUUCAACAAUGCUACUUCCAACGGAACCUCUGGAUCGGGCAAUCAGACUACUGUGGCAUACCGUGCUCAAAUUUACGUUAAUGGCUAUCAGUUCGGCAAGUACGUGCAUAACAUUGGCCCUCAAGAUGUCUUCCCGGUGCCGGAAGGUAUCUUCAACCACCGUGGCAGUAACUAUGUGGCGGUGAGCCUCUGGGCGCUCGACCAGGGUGGUGCCAAGAUUGAUGGACUCAGGCUUGUUGCAGGACCUGAGAUUCAGACUGGAUAUGGCUCUGUUGAGGCAAGUCCGCAACCGGGCUGGGAGGAGCGCGAAGGGGCGUAUUGAGAUACCUCUUUGCUGACAGAGGGUACUUGAGCAAUCGUGUCUCCGGUAGUACUUGCUGCGCGCUCGCGCCUCUUUCCCAGGCUCAGAGGCGGAGAAU